UAUUCUUAGAUUCUUAACCUUCCCUGAAUUAGAGUUGGAACAUUAGGUCUAUAUAUCGUUAUAGGUACAACGCAAUAUAAUACAAAUAUUUGAAGUCGGUUCUGAAAAUUGUUUGAAGUCUACGGCAUCCAUCCUUUAAAGAAGAGCCAUUCUUUUGUGUGUAGGUGUCUGAGAUUCUGUGUUUGGGAGGAUCGAAUCGUUGCUUUGAAUGGUGGACAGUACAUUGAUGAGGCUUCCUCGAUCGGUGCUGAGCAAGGGAUCGAGUCCUGAAGGCCGUGCCCUAUCUUUAAUCACAAUCGAUUCACGCAUGUGCCCUGUAACUACACAAAUCUUGGCAUUCUUGACUUGUCGCGCUACUGCUUUUUCUACUUUCAGAUUCGUGGCUUGCAAAGAAGGCUGGUACUACCGUUGCAUUGGAGUCGAUCCUUAGGCAUUUGAUCCUUUGCGCUCUGCUUUGCUUGCUCUAUUCUGCUCUGUUUUGAUUUGAUCUUUUCAGCAAUUGAAGGAUUCCCAUGAGAGAGUCUUGGAUCUGACGAGUCGCAGGCAUCAGUAGGACCAGCAUCAUCGUCCAACUUCCCAGUGAGAUUUUCUGACCUUAAAAUGGCAAAGCAGGACAUUUCAAAGGUGAGCUCUUUGGUCUCUGCUCCAAGCCCGACAAACCCUAACGCUAAACAGGGGAGCCCUCCAAAGAGGGAUUUCAAAAAUAAAACGGGAAACCCUAAAAGAUUCUCUGUGUCGAAAUCGUUUCCAAGCGUUGCACCGGGAACCCCGUCUUCAGGCAGUCCUGCUCGUCAAAUCCCAAAGUCGCCUCUGGCUUCUAUGCUUAAGAAGAAUCAGGUAAAGGGCAAUGAGGUUGACCGUCUGCUGGUGACCAUAAAUGUAUUGGGCAGUGCUGGGCCCUUGAGAUUUUUGGUGAGGUCUGAUGAUCCAGUGCAGAAAGUAAUAGAAGGUGCCCUGAAAUCAUAUGCUCGCGAAGGCCGUUUGCCCGUUCUUGGACACAACGCCAAGCAGUUCGAACUGUAUAGUGCUAACAGCGAUCAUGGUCAAGCUUUGGAUCCAUCCCGAAUAAUUGGAGCUUUGGCAACAAGGAAUUUUCUGUUAUGUAAGAAAAAUGAAUCUAAACAUGAGCAAGAAGAGAAGAAAGAUAGCAGCUCAUCUCAUCUUCGUCAUCAUCAAAAGACCAAUUUGUGGAAGAACUGUUUGAACACCAUGAGCUUGAGCUUUGGAGUUUCUUGCAUGUGAGUGGGCAUCCAUUUAUGGAUGUUUACUAUUUGAGACUUAUCAUGUUCUCUUAAAUUAUUUGUCUUGAGAAGAUUUCAAUUGUGUUUAUAUACAUAUUUACACGGUUGCCAAUUUAAGUGUUUGAGUGUUUGUAAUCUUUGCUUCUAUUCUCCUAGCAAGGUGUGGUGGAAACGUUGUAUCCAUACGAUAUAUGUAUUAUUUCCGUGUUGCUAAUUUAAAAGUGUUUUGAGUGUGUUUAUAA
Messenger RNA from Cryptomeria japonica (Japanese cedar), 1483 nucleotides. RefSeq lists its product as uncharacterized. Bases 601 to 1242 code for a protein of 213 amino acids. The transcript has 3 exons. The record is from RefSeq and is a predicted model, not a curated record. NCBI's taxonomy places the organism in Eukaryota, Viridiplantae, Streptophyta, Pinopsida, Cupressales, Cupressaceae.